This is a messenger RNA of Grosmannia clavigera kw1407, 2415 nucleotides long. Its product is annotated as ubiquitin ligase complex f-box protein. The record is from RefSeq and is a predicted model, not a curated record. The coding region runs from base 1 to 2415 and encodes 804 amino acids. The transcript is spliced from 3 exons. NCBI's taxonomy places the organism in Eukaryota, Fungi, Ascomycota, Sordariomycetes, Ophiostomatales, Ophiostomataceae. Gene Ontology annotation, molecular function: protein binding.
AUGGCGUCGCCGCAUCCCAUCCACCCUCCUCCGAGUAGCCGCCCCCAGCGACGACAGCAAGCACCGUCACUUGACGUCAUGACGGCCCAAGGCACGCCCUCUGCCCUACGGGCUGAGGAUACCGACCUUUCUACUGCAGUGGCUAUGCAGGAGUCCCGAUCAUCUUCGUCGACGAACUCGCCGGCUCCCAACGAUAUCGAGGAGUCUGACUUCUUUCUCGUCCCAAAUGACUCCCAGUCGUCCCUAGGUGUCCCAAACAUUCAGGACAUGCAGGUCAAUGAUGAUGAUAAUGUCGAUUCCGAUACCAGCCGCCUUGACGAAGUCGACCCAUGCAUUCCUCCGGUCAACCGACUACCCAACGAGAUCCUAAUUUCGGUCUUUGCGAGACUCGGUUCCGCGUCGGAUCAGCUCCACUGCAUGCUCACCUGCAAGCGCUGGGCUCGCAACGCCGUCGACCUAUUGUGGCAUCGUCCUGCGUGCACAAAUUGGCCAAGGCACGAGUCGAUCUGCCAGACCCUGAUCAUUCCGACGCCCUACUUCUCCUACAAGGAUUUCAUAAAACGACUGAACUUAGCCUCUAUUGCCGACCAAGUCAGCGACGGCAGCGUCACGCCUUUGGCCAUGUGCAACCGCAUAGAGCGCCUAACCUUGACCAACUGCAAGCGUCUGACUGACACCGGCCUGAUUGCCCUCGUCGAGAACAGUAACCAUCUUCUUGCUCUUGACAUGUCCGGUGACGACCAGGUCACUGAGGCUACCAUCUUUACUAUUGCUGAACACUGCAAGCGGCUGCAAGGCCUGAACGUGUCUGGUUGUACCAGGAUCUCCAACGAGGGCAUGAUUCGACUGGCUGAGAGUUGCAAGUACAUUAAACGAAUCAAGUUGAACGACUGUAGCCAGCUGACAGAUGACGCUGUACUUGCCUUUGCUCGACACUGCCCGAACAUCUUGGAGAUCGACCUACACCAGUGUAGGCAGGUUACAAAUCAGUCUGUGACCGAGCUCUUAGCAAAAGGCCAGGCUCUGCGCGAGCUGCGCCUCGCAAACUGCGAACUCAUCGAUGACAACGCAUUUCUCUCUCUGGCUCCCGAGCGUGUGUUUGAACACUUGCGCAUCCUCGACCUCACAUCGUGUGUUCGCCUGACCGACCGCGCCGUCCAGAAAAUCAUUGACGUCGCCCCUCGUCUGCGCAAUCUUGUUCUGGCGAAGUGCAGGAACAUCACUGAUGCUGCUGUACAGUCUAUUGCCCGCCUCGGCAAGAAUUUGCAUUAUGUCCAUCUAGGCCACUGUGGCCAUAUCACGGACGACGCCGUCAAGAAGCUUGUCCACAGCUGCAACCGCAUUCGGUAUAUCGAUCUCGGCUGCUGUACCCACCUGACAGAUGAAUCUGUUACUCGCCUCGCCACGCUUCCCAAACUGAAGCGGAUCGGCCUUGUCAAGUGCAGCAAUAUCACUGACGAAAGUGUCUAUGCUUUGGCAAAAGCGAAUCAGAGAAGCAGACUGCGGAGAGAUGCCGAUGGGAAUAUUAUGGAGAACCGGUAUCACAGCUACAGCAGCCUGGAACGUGUCCACCUCAGCUACUGCACAAAUCUAGGCAUCCGGCGUGACGUUUUUUGCGUUUUCUCUGGCGACGGUGUCACCGGUUUGCGUGAGCAUCUGAACAGAGACCCAGUUUAUGCCAUUUUCAGAGACCGUGCAACAAUUACGACUGUCUCGAUGAACCGACGGCCACCACCUUCUACAGGCAUUGAGACGAUAGACGACACGGCCCCCCAACAGCAACCAACUUUUGGAACCCCGGAGCCUUUUAUUGCUGACGACGACGACGACGGCAUGGAAGAUCUCAGCGAGAUGGCUGUUGAUACCGAGCUGCCUAAUCAGGGCAUGCUUCUCAUGCAUGGAACUCACUCGUUGCCUUCGCCUAUUCCGAUUCCGGGGCCUUCAACAACAACGGCGUCCACCUUGGUACCAACUGCACCACCGUUUACCCCGGCUGCAUUUCUCCAUUCUUCUCGGUUUCCAGUAGUUCAGCCAGGUAUCCUCCCGCCGAUAACAUCCAUUGAAGACAGUGAUGGAACCCCCGACCUGAGGCACUAUAACUCAGAUGCGAUGCAGCCUCCUGCAAGCGCUGCCCCAGUUGGCAUGUCCUUUUACAUGGGCGAAAUGCAGCCAGGACCGAGUACAGCCACAGGCUCCACUCGAUCCAUUCACGCGAGUGGUAGCGGUGCAACAGCUACCGGAGUGAUUGUGGCACAAGGGGCCAGCAGAGCGCCGCUUGGUAUGGGAGGCGUCUCUGGACCAGGCACCGUCCAGCACGGUGGGCCGUCCAAUGCAGCGCCACCGGUCCAGUUACAUGAUGCAAAUACCUUGAAUGAUGCCUCCAGCAGUCGAAGCAGCACAUCAGGCGAUCCUUGA